ACAGCUAUUGCUUGAACGAAGUCCCGCCCCCUUCUCAAAUUACAACCAGUAAAAACGCCGCCGCUGGCGUUACCGUGGCAACACGACGCCACAACACGGCGCAGCGUUCCUGGUUCCUGGAGACCCUCAGCCCCAGAGACACAGCGGAAUAAAUAUUGAGCUGUAGGGUGUGAUCAUGUCGGACGUGGCGAAGGAGAAGGCCAUGCGGCUGCUGAGGAAGCGAGAGAGCAUGUCGUCUCUGUGCAGCCAGGACAUCAGAGCCAGAAGAGAAGAUCUUACCUUCAAGACCAAAGACUCGAUCAGCACCGUGUCGUAUCUGGACGAAGCCAGCCAUCAUGAUGAAAAUCCUCGACAUGCGGUGCAAAUGGAGAACACGUACCAGCUCGGUCCAUUGAAGCGGUUCCCUGUGCAGGCCGUGAGGGAGAUCCUAAUGGACGUCCUAAGCAGCUAUCUGCAGGAGGAGAAGUAUGAACCUGAACUGUGUAGACAGAUGACGAAAACCAUAUCAGAGGUGGUGAAGGCACGAGUGAAGGACUUGAUGAUUCCUCGCUAUAAGAUCGUCGUGAUGAUCAGCAUCGGCCAGCUGGCGGAGCAGAACCUGCGCAUGGCGAGCCGCUGCCUCUGGGACGCCACCACUGACACCUUUUCAUCAUACUCCUUCAAGAACAGCUCACUCUUUGCUGUGGCCAAUGUUUACGCCCUGUACUUUGAAUGAGGCUGGAAGAGCGUAUGAGAACAUCAUCAGAAUGGAACCAUGGGGUCUAGCUUUAUAGAGUUCUUCAGGAUUGAGACUUUAAAAAAGAUGUUGGGGAAUGAAAGUCAGGUUUCAAAGCUGAUUAUGGUUGGGUGGAUGGAUGGAUGGAUGGAUGGAUGGAUGGAUGGAUGGAUGGAUGGAUGGAUAUGUAGAUGGCCAUAUAGAUGGAUGUUAUAAUGAAUACCUUUAUAUACACAUAGAGAGGAUGAAUAAUGGAUAUAGAUAGGUAAAUAAAUAUAAGGAUAGGUUAAUGAUGGAUGGAUGGAUGGAUGGAUGGAUGGAUGGAUAGAUAUGUAAAUGUACAUAUUGAUGGAUGUUGUGAUUAAUAUGUCUGUAUACACAGAGGGAUACAUGGAUCAUGUUUGGAUAUACAGUAUAGAUAGAUAGAUAGAUAGAUAGAUAGAUAGAUAGAUAGAUAGAUAGAUAGAUAGAUAGAUAGAUAGAUAGAUAGAUAGAUAGAUAGAUAGAUAUGCAUAGGUUAAUUAGGGAUGGAUGAAUGAAUAUAUUGAGGAAUAGAUGGAUGGAUGUGGGAUAAACUGAAAGAUUUGGGACGGCUGUAUAAAGAGUUGAACAGAAAAUAAAAUGCUUAUAUAAAGAAACUAAAACAAUGAAAGAUGGGUGGAUGGAUGGAUGGAUAAAUAAACGGAUAGAAGUUUGAAAGGAUAAACUGAUGCAUACAUGUAUAGAUUGAUAGUGAGGGUUAUGGAUAGAUGGAUAAAUGGAUAAACAUAUAUAUAGAUGGAUUGAAGCAGUAAAUCACCAAA
Silurus meridionalis is the source of this 1518-nucleotide messenger RNA. RefSeq names its product dynein light chain Tctex-type family member 5 (gene dynlt5). Gene Ontology annotation, molecular function: dynein intermediate chain binding. Gene Ontology annotation, biological process: microtubule-based movement. Bases 176 to 715 code for a protein of 179 amino acids. NCBI's taxonomy places the organism in Eukaryota, Metazoa, Chordata, Actinopteri, Siluriformes, Siluridae. The transcript is spliced from 5 exons. The record is from RefSeq and is a predicted model, not a curated record. Gene Ontology annotation, cellular component: cytoplasm; cytoplasmic dynein complex.